AUGAAAUACACGUGCGUCGACGAUCUGGAGCCGGUGACUUUGUUCCACAUCGCAACUGCCAUGCCGGCGUCCCAGCCUUCCCACAUCGAGUGGCACACCGCCGGCCAGGCCUCUGAUGAUCUCGAGCUUCCUCAUGAUUUAGAUUUUGCACAACAAAAGGAGCACUCAACACCGGAUAAAGACCCCCAGGUGAUUCCGAACUCGCAAUGGUGGGAGGAUAGUUCCUUACCACCCGUCCCUUCGCUUUAUGUUGGGCCAGAUGAUACUGUGGAUAGCGACACGGACGAGGAUAAUGGCGGGGAUGGCGGAGAGGCAGACGGCGGUGCAGAUACACAGUUCUAUCUAAAACAGAUCCUCACCGAGUCAAUGGUCGAAUCGCUGCCCCUUCCGCCCCAGCAAAAGCUCAAGGCUAAAGCCAUCAUCCAUUCGGAUCCGUAG
Messenger RNA from Wickerhamiella sorbophila, 438 nucleotides. RefSeq lists its product as hypothetical. The record is from RefSeq and is a predicted model, not a curated record. Lineage: Eukaryota; Fungi; Ascomycota; Dipodascomycetes; Dipodascales; Trichomonascaceae. The transcript has a single exon. Bases 1 to 438 code for a protein of 145 amino acids.